AUGAAGGCUUGGUUGUUGAAAUACUCAAAUAAUUCUGCGUUAUUGGUUGAAGAAUUUGCUUGGAGGGAUUUAUUGGUAGAAGAAGAAAGGCCUAAAGAAUCGUCGGAGUCCAACUAUAACUCCUCCGUGUCUGGCGCAAAGGAGGAAGAGGUGAGCUCCGAUGGCGAUCGUCAACAAGAAGAACCGCAGAAAGUAAAGAGUUUCAGAGGGGUGAGAAAAAGGCCAUGGGGGAAAUUCGCGGCUGAGAUUAGGGAUUCAACGAGGAAUGGUGCUAGGGUUUGGCUUGGAACAUUCGACAGCGCCGAGGGAGCCGCUUUGGCUUACGAUCAAGCGGCGUUUUCGAUGAGAGGGGCAUUGGCUACUCUCAAUUUCCCCAUUGAAACAGUCAGGGAAUCUCUUCAGGCAAUCAAAUGUAGAUGCGAAGACGACGAGGGUUGCUCGGCGGUUGCGGCUCUCAAGCAGCGAUAUUCAUUGAGGAAAAGAUCCAAGAACAAGAAGAGAAAGCAAAACGAUGCCGCGGCGGCGGCGAGGCAACAACAGAACUUGUUGGUGUUUGAGGAUUUAGGAGCUGAUUACUUGGAACAACUGUUGAGUUCAUGUGAAACCACAGCUCCUUGGUAA
Hibiscus syriacus is the source of this 621-nucleotide messenger RNA. RefSeq names its product ethylene-response factor C3-like. The transcript has a single exon. Lineage: Eukaryota; Viridiplantae; Streptophyta; Magnoliopsida; Malvales; Malvaceae. Gene Ontology annotation, molecular function: DNA-binding transcription factor activity; DNA binding. The record is from RefSeq and is a predicted model, not a curated record. Gene Ontology annotation, biological process: regulation of DNA-templated transcription; ethylene-activated signaling pathway. The coding region runs from base 1 to 621 and encodes 206 amino acids.